This is a messenger RNA of Pipistrellus nathusii (Nathusius's pipistrelle), 3114 nucleotides long. The record is from the annotation of a GenBank genome assembly. NCBI's taxonomy places the organism in Eukaryota, Metazoa, Chordata, Mammalia, Chiroptera, Vespertilionidae.
AUGAAAGAGAAUCAUCCAGCAGCUGCCUCUUGCACACCCCCUACUGGGGAUGUGCCCGCAACCAAGUGUGGUUGUGGGAAGAUGGAGGAAUAUGAGAAAUUCUGUGAGAAAAGUCUUGCCAGAAUCCAAAAGGCAUCACUAUCCACAGAGAGCUUUCUACCUGUUCAGUCUGAAGGCAUUUCACUUAUUCGCUUCCAUGGAGUGGCUGUGCUUUCUCCACUGCUUAAUAUUGAGAAAAGAAAGGAAAUGCAACAAGAAAAGCAAAAAGCACUGGAUGUAGAAGCAAGAAAGCAGGUCAAUAGGAAGAAAGCUUUACUGACUCGUGUCCAGGAGAUUCUUGAAAACGUUCAGGUUAGAAAAGCGCCUAAUGCCUGUGAGUUUGAUCAGUGGGAAGCUGAAACAGUUUACUCUAAUUCAGAAGUCAGAAACUUAAAUGUUCCUACUACCUUCCCAAAUGCCUUGCCAAGCUCUACUGAACACUCUACUUUAGCAAAGUUUGAAAAGAUAACUGGAAUUUUGCCAUUGAAUAAUGAGGACCAACUUAAAUCUAAUGGAAUAGACUUAACUAGGGAUUCCGAAAAAUUUAAUUUUCUGAAGCAAGGUGGUAGUUCAGAUAUUGGUCAUACAGAAAAUGAAGCUUCUCUGAAGACCUUCUCAGCAACCCCGCAAGAGACUCUUAUUUCUGGUGGGGGUCUCCUCCCAAAACAUGAAGAACAGGAUCCAUCUCUUUUAGAAGAAGUUACUCCAGAUCCCUACUUAAUGAGUCUCCAGAACCUGAUGAAAAAGUCAAAGGAAUAUAUAGAGAAAGAACAAUCUAGACGCAGUCUGAGAAGUAGUGCAAAGGAAAGUGUUAAUGAGAGUCACUCAGACAAAGAAAAUGAUGCCGUUAAAGUGACUGAUUGUGUAAAGGAGAAGACUCCAUUUAUGGGCAAACACUGUACUUCAGUGAUUCCUGAUAAACCAAGCCUUAAUAAAUCAAAUGUUCUUCUCCAAGGUGCUUUCGCUCAAGCAAGCAGCGUGAACACAGCAGUUUCGGGUAGUUUUUCUAAAGCAGACAUAGCUGUGGGAACUGGCCACCCCACUGUUUCAGAUCCUGAUUCUGAUUUUAAAGUCAUUCCCACUUUUGUUACUGAAAAUAAUGUUAUCAAAAGUCUUAUUAGUUCAUAUGCCAAAUUACCUAGCCCUGAGCCAAGCCUGAGUCCUAAAAUGCAUCGAAGGCGUUCUAGGCCAUCUUCAGCAUAUAAUAUACUUAUAAACAAUCCAGUAAAUGCCUGUGAAUUAAGUCCUAAAGGAAAAGAACAGACAGUAGACUUAAUUGUUCAAGAUACUAAUGAAAAGACAAGCAUACCUGAAAUGGUGCCAAAGUUACCAACUGAUUUAACAGGAGUUUGUUCAAGCAAGGUUUAUGUCAGCAAAAAUACAUCUGAAGCUACACAGGAAAUGGUUUUAAGUAAUUCAAAUCCGGUAUGUCAAUCUUCAGGAAAUCAAUUAGAAAAUAAAGUUAUUCCUGGACUUGCUAUGGUGGAAGGUCAAUUAACAUCUGAUGGAAGAGUUCCACACAAAAUGGACAGUGCAAGUACUGCAAUGCCAAGUUUGCAUGAACCAUAUACCAUUGAUCCAUGUACAACAAGUCAAAACUUUGGAACCAUGAGUGGACUCAAGUCAGCCGGUAUGUUAGAGAAAAGCUGCAGUUCACAAAUGGAACUGAAUAAGUCGUAUGAUGUAAAAAACCCAUCUCCUUUACUGAUGCAAAACCAGAAUGCCAGACAGCAGAUGGACACCCCUACAGUGUCCUGUGGAAAUGGACAAUUUUUGGAUAACAGUUUUGAGAAAGUUAAACGAAGACUUGAUUUAGAUAUGGAUAGUUUGCAAAAAGAAAACUGCCCAUAUGUCCUAACAGCUGAACAGGACAGGCAACAUUUGCCAGAAAAAAUACGCCCUACAGGAUCUGUCUACAUCAACAAGAAUAAAAUGUUAGAAAGCAUUUCCAGAGAAGAUGAGGAAAUAUUAAAAAGCAAGAUGUUAGCAUUUGAAGAAAUGCGGAAGAGACUAGAAGAACAGCAUGCCCAGCAAUUAUCACUACUCAUAGCUGAGCAGGAGAGGGAACAGGAAAGAUUGCAAAAGGAAAUAGAAGAACAGGAAAAAAUUUUCAAAGAGAAGAAAGUGAUUACAGCGGAAGCCUCUGAAUUGGGUGUUAACAAUACAGUGGACUUAGAAUGGAGAAAAAUAAGUGACUCCAGCUUGCUAGAAACAAUGCUCUCUCAAUUGGAUUCCCUCCAUACUUCAAAUUCCAAUAGUUCUGGUUUCACAAAUUCUACCCUACAACAUAGCCUUGGUUCUGUAAAUGAAGCACCAUUCUACCUCUGGGGAUCAUCAACUAGUGGCUUGACCAAACUCUCUGUAACAAGGCCUUCUGGAAGAGCCACAACUAAAUGGUCUCAGGUUUUCAGUCCAGAAGUACAAGCAAAAUUUAAUAGAAUAACUGCUGUGGCAAAAGGAUUUCUUACUCGUAGGCUUAUGGAGACAGAUAAAUUGAAGCAACUUCGACAAACUGUAAAAGACACUAUGGAAUUCAUAAGAAGUUUUCAGUCAGAAGCACCAUUAAAGAGAGGAGUUGUUUCAGCACAGGAUGCUAUUCUUCAGGAAAGAGUGCUGGCUCAGUUGCGAGCUGCCCUGUAUGGUAUUCAUGAUAUAUUCUUUGUAAUGGAUGCAGCUGAAAGAAUGUCUAUUCUACAUCAUGACCGAGAAGCUCGCAAAGAGAAAAUGCUCAGGCAAAUGGAUAAAAUGAAAAGUUCACGAGUGUCUCUCUCUGCUGCAACACAGAAGUCUCUUGAUAGGAAGAAGUAUAUGAAAGCUGCUGAAAUGGGAAUGCCAAAUAAGAAAUUCCUGGUUAAACAAAACCCUUCUGAAACAAGAGUACUUCAGCCAAACCAAGGACAGAAUGCUCCUGUUCAUAGGCUACUUACUAGACAAGGAACCCCUAAGACAUCAGUGAAGGGGGUUGUGCAAAAUAGACAGAAGUCUUCACAGAGCAGAGUGCCUAACAGAGCGCCUGUGUCAGGAGUAUAUGCAGGAAAAAUCCAAAGAAAGCGGCCAAAUGUUGCGACAAUUUAA